Molecule: messenger RNA, 918 nt
Organism: Lepus europaeus (European hare)
Lineage: Eukaryota; Metazoa; Chordata; Mammalia; Lagomorpha; Leporidae
Product: CUB and sushi domain-containing protein 1-like
Exons: 8
Coding region: 379-843 (154 amino acids)
Source: RefSeq, a predicted model, not a curated record
GGGACCUUGGGCGUCCAUUAGUGGCAGGUAUGGAUCAGAAGAACCCAAACCUCCUGACCUCCAGUCUAACGUCCACACAACGAAGAUGCCAAAAUUGACAUAGGUGGGUGCCGAGUGCUGCUGUGGAUCCUUGGAAAAAGGAGGUGAACCGUGAAGAAGCACAACUGCAGGAAGAGCGGUCUCGCUGGUGGAGGAGGCAUGGCAGUAGGUUCUCCAGAGUCCACAGGGUCAUCCAUUCUGGCCGGAUAUCUCUGGUUGGAGGAGUAAAGGCUUUGCACUGGCAUGGAUCAAAAGGGCUGCACACGGAGACCAUUCUGCCCACACCAUGGAGUUUCUUUGGGGUGGAGUCUCUGAAAUGACCAGUGCCUUUCCUUUCGAAUGAAUAAUGGACUUUCCAGUGGUUCCUGGAGACAGGAGAGAGGAGGAGCUCACAUCCAGUUCCUGAACUUCUCCACUGAGCCCGACCAUGACUUCAUGGAACUCCACAAUGGCCCGUACAGGACCAGUCACACCAUGUACUUCCACAGUGACCGCUCCCAGGACUGGCUGGGAUUCAGGCUAGAGUUCCAGGCCUAUGAGCUUCAGGAGUUCCCAGACCCAGAGCCCUUCACCAAUGGCAGCAUAAGGGGAACCGACUACAACGUGGGACAGUCUGUGACCUUCGAGUGCUUCCCAGGAUAUCAGCUAAUGGGCCACACCAUCCUCACAUGUCAGCAUUGCACCAACCAGAACUGGGACCACCCCCUGCCCAGGUGUGAAGAAUCAGGGACAGUGGGUCAUCUGAGCUUCACAGAGAUCCUGGACAUAUCUCAAGGUCAGCUGGCAGGACCCCCUGGAGAAUAAAUGGCAUCAUUACAGGUUUUCUGGGAGGUGUGUGGGAAGAACGCCUCACGUCUCAUGCACACUCUGAACAGCAGC